CGCAGUUACUCUCGAUCGGUUUUAUUAAUCGCGUGUUUACCUUUAGAGACCUUUAGUUAAAGAACACUCUAUUAACUCGUUGUGUCCGAUAUUAAUGUACCCAAGACGCACCAACCGGCCUCUAAGCGGAAUUAAAACAAAAUUAUACUCAAAUAAAGUGCGGGAGGUUAGAAGAAGAAAUAAACGUGAAUGAUCGUUCGUUGUUGUUGUUGCACAAGUUGCAAUAGAACCAGUGACAGUCAGUGUUUGCGGGUGUGUCAUUCAGAUCCAGGUUAUACCAACAUUACGGUUAUAACUGUAGUUAUGAAAUAAAAGAAACACUUUUCAACAACUCACAAUCUGCGGCUUUUUUGAGCUUCAGGCGAUGCGGCGAGGCGACCACAGCGUUCAUUUAUCAUUUUAGCGUCCGCAUGCCAUGCUACAGACUGGACUUGUUGUAUAUGUUGUCUACCUCUACAAGUCUGCGGAUCUGUGACGACGUUGUAUGAGCGUUUAUGAGCUUAUGAUGCAAUCAAAGCAAAAUUAUUGCUUAAGUCGAAUAAGUACCUAUAGUGUACAUUUUGUACAAGUACAGCGUUGUUGGCGUUCAAUGUUUGCUUUGCUUUCUGUGUGUUUUUCGUACUGAAUGGAAAACAAGUCUUGCUUGUGACUUGCUGGGUAAUAAAGGUUACUUAACGGUUAUCGGUCCGCAAAAAGGUUGUGACUUGUUUUAGUUGAUUUAUCUUGAAGUUGAAUUACUAUUUACCUUAAUGCCAAUGAUUUGUGUCUUAACUUUUAAUAUUUGUUGGUUAUUAAUCAAAUUUAUCAUCGAAUAGAAACAACAAAACAUACAAAGUGUUAAAAGCUCAAUAAAUCCAUCCAAACAAACAUAACAUAAGAUUAACAAUAGCCGUAACUGCCUUCUUCAAAGCGGAACCCAAAUGUUCGCAUUCACUAACUAAAACUAUAAAGAAGCCCAAACGAAGUAGGAGUAUAGCGUAUAGCUUUAAGUAUAUUUAAAAAAGUAAUGCUAAAAUUGUGCAAGAUUCAAACUUACCCGAACGGAACGCUUGGUCUACAUUUAAGUCGCGCUCCAUGGGAUCCAUACCCUUGGGUAAGUGGAGUGCAAGAUGGUUCGAAUGCGUACCAGGCCGGUGUGCGUACCGGUGAUACGGUACUCGAGCUAAAUGACUGUGAUGUGCUAGGUCAUAAAAUUUCCGAAUUAGCAGCUAAAAUACAAAGUCAUUGGAAAAAAGGCUGUCGAAAUGUAACGAUGUUGAUAUGGCGUAAUAAGACUGAAAAUACUGUUGUAAACCAAGAUUCAUUGCAGAAAUUUGCAAAGUGUCUUCAAAAUGUCGCCCAACUUUUGGAAUGUCCCAUCUGCCUUGAGAUUGUUAAACCGCCCGGAUGGCAAUGCUGUAAUGGACACGUACUGUGCAAUAGUUGUCGAGGUCGUACAGUCAAAUGUCCCAUUUGUCGAGUCACACUUGGACCACGAGGAAGAUGCCUACUCUCCGAUAAAUUGUUCACACUGCUCGCCGAGAGUUUUCCCUGCGACGGAGUUAAAAACAACAAUUCAUCGUCGAAAAACUACUCAAAUGACUGCCAUGAGACUCCACUCAUCAAAACCAUGAUUGACAAUUCACCACGAACGUCAUCGUCUUGUUCAUCGUCCUCAUCAUCAUCACCAACUUUAGAAAAAGUCUAUCAACGCAAGCAGUUAACGGAGAAAGCAAUUUUAAAUUAUCUCAGAAAACCCAAUAACAACAACAACAGCAACAAUAACAACAAAAACAACAAUAAACUUUCUGUUGGUAGUAAAUCAAGAACUCCUGAGGACGAAGACGACGACGACAACAACAACGAAAACAAGGAACUAGAAUCCGAUGAUGAUGGCGAGGACGAAGUUGAAGACGAGGACGUCAACAAUGUCGUCCUUAAACUUAAUCAAAAGUCAAAGAAGAAAAACGAUUUUGUCGACGACAAGCAAUAUAAUUCUUCCUGCAGUUCGCCGUUGACGACGACGCCUCCACCGCUGGCCCACCAGCAUCUUUACCACGACCAUCAACAACAUCAAAACCUCCCUCAGUCCCAUCACUGCUGUGCACUCCUCGGACAACAGGAGUUAACUUUUCAUUGUCCAACUGGGAAAUCAUUGUGCUCCUCCGAUCGGCCACCCGACCCCGAAUCUGACCCUGAUUCUAAAGUCAAGACGUUAGAUUGCAUCUGGACACACGAUAUCAGCCGUACUUCUUCUCGUUCUCAACUUCGUUCUCAUCCUCGUCUUUGUCGAAGAAAACUAAAAGGCGACCCCGAAGACGACGGUGAGGAGGGAAAGUUUGAAACUUCUGGCAAAUUUAUCACGAAAUGGGACAUCCUGUCCCAUUUGACUCAGGUCCAUCAAAUUUCUGUUGCACAGCACUAUACAGACUUUGGUCAAGCGGUCAGGUUGCAGUUGUUGCAGAAUUUAAAGUCCAUUCCAUGCAUUACAAUUCAAUCAGAACGCAACUGGACUCGGGAUAAGCAGAACUUAAUGCAAGCUUUUAUGUCAUCAGGGAUUGGUAGAGAAAAAGUCCAAGGACAUGAAUAUAAAACGACAAUUCAUCCCAAGAAUGUCCUCAACCAAACAACUACCGAACUCUUCUUCGUCGCUUGUAUUCCUCUUGACGAAGAAGACCAAAACGAGGACGGGUAUCGGGAGGUGUACGAUGAAUCAAGAACGUUUUCUGAUGGCAACUUGAAAGAGGAGGAAGCAUUCCAUCGGAAUUCCAUGAAUGACGUGGUGCAUGCAGAUCCCAGAAAUGAUAUACCACCAAGCUACGAUGUUGUUGGUAAUACGAGUACCACAGGACCUCCACCGUCACCAUCGUCAUCGUCGUCGUCGUCAGUUGUUGUUGCCUCACCCCAGGGAGCAUACACCGGGGUCAUUAAAACAGAAACGAAUUCAAAAUCAACCCGGAAAGGCACCCAUAGUCAAACCACCGGCUAUUUGAUUCUGGACCCCGAUCGCAAUCCCAAUUCGGAGAAGUCCAAAACCUCCUCACCAUCACGAUAUGUCAAGCACUGCCCAACCAAUUCCCAUGCUCGCACCGGUUACAGGAACACUAGCCUAGGGGUCGAUACAUGUACUUGGUCUUCCUUCCAAUCUUCGUCGCUCUCCUCUUCUCCAUCGUCAUCAUCUUCAUCAUCAUCGUCACCAUCAUCGUCGUCGUCGUCCUUAGCAUCCUAUUCGAUGUCCAGUUCGACGAGCUCUCAUUGUUGUUGUUCGUCUCCUUCCGACACCCUAGUGAACCGACAACAUGCAAUUUUCAUUUGGUAUUUCGGCAGCGAUUGCGACGUGAAAAACUUCCAAACUGUGAUCGAAUGCAAACGUACAGGACUCAAAUGGACAGGUUGUGUCCACCCACUGACGAAAAGUUGGUCGUCCUUGCAACGGCAACAGCAGCAGGCAAAGCAAGAGCACCGGCACAUGGAACAGCAAUUUCUUGUACUGAAUUCGAUGCCAGAUGGCGGCGACAAUUUUUUCGAUAUUCUCAUCCAAACUAAAUAGCAUCCUUCUCCCCCUGCUCCCCAAAAUUCUUGUCUACGAGAUGGUAUCGAGUCGGGAUUGCACCUUUGGAAGCAUAGUCCGAUAGUUUCAUAAGAGCAACGUGUGUGAGGGGAAGUUCAACAGUUAUUAUUAGUUAAAUAGUAUUUAAAUUUAAAUAAAAUGCAUA
Eupeodes corollae is the source of this 3695-nucleotide messenger RNA. RefSeq lists its product as uncharacterized. Gene Ontology annotation, molecular function: ubiquitin conjugating enzyme binding; ubiquitin protein ligase activity. Gene Ontology annotation, cellular component: cytoplasm. NCBI's taxonomy places the organism in Eukaryota, Metazoa, Arthropoda, Insecta, Diptera, Syrphidae. The transcript has 5 exons. Bases 1007 to 3529 code for a protein of 840 amino acids. The record is from RefSeq and is a predicted model, not a curated record. Gene Ontology annotation, biological process: multicellular organism development; proteasome-mediated ubiquitin-dependent protein catabolic process.